Messenger RNA from Brassica napus (rape), 1612 nucleotides. Its product is annotated as probable membrane-associated kinase regulator 4. Gene Ontology annotation, molecular function: kinase inhibitor activity. The transcript has a single exon. Lineage: Eukaryota; Viridiplantae; Streptophyta; Magnoliopsida; Brassicales; Brassicaceae. The coding region runs from base 488 to 1426 and encodes 312 amino acids. Gene Ontology annotation, cellular component: plasma membrane. The record is from RefSeq and is a predicted model, not a curated record.
AAACACGUGGGCUUCUACCAAGAAUAUUGUCGCUAAUCGUCGUCCUUGUCUAAAUUUAAAGAAAUCCAAAUACACAUAAUAAAACACCAUAAGUAAAAUAAUUAUCAGAUAGGCUAUUAUACCAAUACUUAAAGUUAAUUAUGUAUGAGAUACUUUUGUUUUUAUUCUAAAACUUUGUCUUGCUAUUCGUUCUUUCAUUGUUUAAGGUUUAAUCACCAUUAGUGAAGAUGAUGAACCCGUUAACUUUCUAAACCCAAUCAAAUAAAUCUUCCUAAUUUUAUUAUUUAUUUCCUAAUAUUUUUAUCAUAGAUGUACGUAAAAUAAAAACACAAUUUGGUCCACACUCCACAGUUGUACCAUCUUUACCAAAUCAAAAACCUAACACUAAACUUUCUCUUGCAUAUAUAAAAACACACCUCCUCUACUCUUAACUCAUAUCACUAAUCACCAAAACAUAAUACAAAAAGAAGAAACACGCAUUAACAAAAUGGCAGCUAAUCUAGAGUGGUGUGACAGUGAUGUAGAGGAAGAUUACAUAGACAUGGAAGUCACUUCUUUCACUAACCUCGUACGCAAAGCUCUCAACAACAACAACAACAAGCCUAGAGAAUUUGAGUUCCAAAUGUCUCAUCUAUGUCCUCUCGAGAUAGACAAAACCACUUCUCCAGCAGAUGAACUCUUCUACAAAGGGAAGCUCCUCCCUCUUCACUUACCUCCACGUCUCCAAAUGGUUCAAAAGCUUCUAGAAGAGUACACCUUUGAUGAAGAGUUCUACAGCACACCGUUAGCCACCGGUACGGUUACAACUCCGGUGACGAGUAACACUCCGUUUGAAUCUUGCACCGUCUCUCCGGUAGAUUCUUGUCAAGUGAGCAAAGAGCUUAACCCCAAAGACUAUUUUCUUGAAUAUUCAAGUUCACUGGAGGAUGAUGAGAAGAAGAAAUCUUGGGGCAAGAAGCUAAGAUUGAUCAAACAGUUGAGUUUUGGAACUAAGAUUAAAGCUUCGAGAGCUUAUCUAAGAUCGUUCUUUGGGAAGUCAAGUUGUUCUGACGAGUCGAGAGUUGCUGAUGAAGGAUCUAUGUUGAGGUAUUCUCGAGCAGAGAGACCUAAAAAGCAGAGUAGCGGUUCUGUUCCUAGGAGCCAUAGGAGAUCGUUUUCGGUUUCCAUGAGGAGACAAGCUGCAAAGAGUUUGAACAACAAGUCAUCGGCUAGCUUAGGGUUUCGUCCGUUGCAGUUUUUGAAGAGAAGUACGAGUUCGAGCUCAGAGGUAGAGAACUCUAUUCAAGGAGCUAUCUUGCAUUGCAAGCAAUCUCAGCAACAGAAGCAGAGGCAGUAUAGUGUUAAUGAGGUUGGAUUUUGUUCGUUGUCAACUUCCAAAACUGCAAGGGCAGAUGAUCAAGAACGGGCUCAGAUGUUUAGGGGUUAACUAAAUAAAUAAAUUAGACUGAAGACGAUGAGAAGAUAAUAAUGAGUGAGAGUGUGAGAACUAAAGAUUAGAUUCUUUGUUUUCUUUUGAUUUUUACUCUUAUUUUGCUUCUUUGUUUUUCGAUGAAAUUUCAUAAAUCCCUAAGGCCAUUUCCGUGUAAAAAAUAAAUAAAUAUGAUUACAAAUA